AUGGUGAACAAGUUGAUCAAGUCAAGGGAGCUAGUUUUUCCUCUACUCCAAAGACGAGUAGGGAAUGGAGAGACCACAACCUUCUGGGUGGAUAACUGGAUACCGUUUGGUAGCCUUCACACUUAUUUGAAUGCGAGAAGUUCAAGGUUGGGAAUCCCUCAAUCAGCUACGGUCGCAUCCCUUUUUCGCAAUGAUCGAUGGGAACUGCCUCCUGCAAGGACAGAAAAACUAUUAGCUUUGCAGAUUCACUUGACAACUGUUACAUUGGAUGAAAGGGAAGACUUUUAUGAGUGGGAAGUGAAUGGUAGAGUAAAUGGCAGAUACAGCAUGGGAGAGAUUUACAUAUACCUUAAGGGGCCGCAACCGUUGGUUUCCUGGUCUAACGUGAUUUGGACUUCCUAUGGUAUCCCUCGCCAAAGCUUUCUUAUGUGGCUUGUGCUGCUUGAUAGGUGCCCUACGAGAGACAGGAUGAUUAGAUGGGGAAUAGAUGUGAGUCCAAACUGCUUGCUCUGCAAUACUACAAAUGAGAGUAGGAAUCAUUUAUUUUUUGAAUGUGCUUACACUGCUACGAUAUGGGGAGCGAUUGCAGCGAGAUGUCAACUUCGCCCUUUGUUAAACUGGGACUCCACUCUGAUGCAACUGCAGUCUCUGGGAGGUAAUAAAGAUCUGAAGCGCCUUACACUACUUGCGGUUCAAGCCACAAUCUACUGGAUAUGGCGAGAGAGAAACACAAGGAUUCAUCAACAGAUCUUCAAGACUACAGACUCCAUCAUUUCCACUAUCGACAAGCAACUGAGGAACCGAAUUCAGAGUAUCAGGCACCAGAAUCCAUGA
This is a messenger RNA of Raphanus sativus (radish), 834 nucleotides long. RefSeq lists its product as uncharacterized. The transcript has a single exon. Lineage: Eukaryota; Viridiplantae; Streptophyta; Magnoliopsida; Brassicales; Brassicaceae. Bases 1 to 834 code for a protein of 277 amino acids. The record is from RefSeq and is a predicted model, not a curated record.